Messenger RNA from Amorphotheca resinae ATCC 22711, 1351 nucleotides. RefSeq lists its product as hypothetical. The record is from RefSeq and is a predicted model, not a curated record. Gene Ontology annotation, biological process: dephosphorylation. The transcript has 6 exons. The coding region runs from base 205 to 1122 and encodes 305 amino acids. Gene Ontology annotation, molecular function: phosphoprotein phosphatase activity. NCBI's taxonomy places the organism in Eukaryota, Fungi, Ascomycota, Leotiomycetes, Helotiales, Amorphothecaceae.
GGGUUAUCCCCUGCGUCUCGGGCGUCUCGGGCGAGUCAGGGAGCGCAACGUUGACCUCAACUCUCCUUGCCUCAGCUCUCCUUUGUGAGCCCUUCUCGCCCUCCUUCUCCUGGCUCUAAGCCUCCACGUGGACAAGCUCCAACAAGUUUGCAGACCGCUCAAUUGAGCCGCCCAUUGGGAGGCUAUAAAUAGGCUGGAGAUACCAUGGCCAACGUCAAAGCGCCUGUGGAGGUGGACCCUGGUAAAGAAAAUGUUAGACAUCCGCUCGACAACAUCCUGAAUUUUCGCGAUGUUGGGAAAACGAUCAAUGAUUUCUUAGGAGAGAAACGUGUUGCGGAGGGACGGCUCUAUCGCUCCGCCAGACCUGACGAUGCAACACCGUCUGAUCGUGUCCGGCUACGUGAAGAAUAUAAUAUCAAGACCAUCCUAGAUUUGCGCACAGUGACCGAACAUGAAAACCAAGCAAAGAAACGGGAAGCCCUUGCGGCACCUGUCCAGUCAAACGGUACCCUUGCAGAACCCGUGAAGAUCCCCGGUAUCAAUUACCUUGAGGUCAAUAUCAAUGGGAAGGGGUUUGAGCGCAGUCUCUUGUGGCGGCUGUCGACCUGGAGCUUAGCGAAGUUACUUACGCUGACGGCUUUCGGAUACCGCAUGGAAGCAGUCAGUAUCCUCGGACGAGAAGUCUUGCAACCCCGCGGUCUUAUUGGGCUGGGAUUCGAUUCGAUCGACCACUGCGGGCCCGAAAUCGCCGAAAGUCUCAGAGCAUUCACAUCUCUCCCUAACUAUGGGAUUCUAGUCCACUGUACCCAAGGCAAAGAUCGUACCGGUCUCAUCAUUGCCUUGAUUCUUUUCCUGCUUGAAAUCCCUCUCAGCGCAAUAACAAAUGAUUAUUGCAUGAGCGAAGAAGAACUGCUUCCAGAGAAGGAGAGCAGAAUGGCGGAGAUUCAAUCCAUUGGUCUCACGGAGGAAUUCGCACGUUGUCCCAAGGACUGGGUCGAGAAGAUGGACGAGUAUAUUCGCGAGAGGUAUGGAGGGGUACAAGAAUAUUGCCGCGUGAUCGGAUUCGGGGAUUUGGAGCAGGAGAGCCUGCUGCUAAACUUAACGCAUAAACGAGAUGUCUAGGAGGGGCCUCGUCCGUCAAUGUAUAAAUUCCUGCUCUCUUCAUGAACUGUGCAUUCUCCCGCAUGUAGUGCUGCUGAGCGAGCUCGACAGUUCACAAAACCUUUAUCUAAGGCUCUCGGUGGACUAGCUCUUAAUAUCCCGGGGAUCAAGAAUAAGAUACCAUUACCACAGUUUCAAUACUGAGAAAGUGGAAGUUGAAGAUACAAGUUACCAAAUUAAGUAAUCCAUC